UCGUCCGUGAGCGCGGGGACAACACUUUUGUUGCAUUUUAUUCAAGAAAAGUCAACGAAAUUAACAAGAUGCCUGAAGAAAUGCACCAAGAGGAGGAGGUUGAGACCUUUGCCUUCCAGGCAGAGAUCGCUCAGCUGAUGUCCCUGAUCAUUAACACCUUCUAUUCCAACAAAGAGAUCUUCCUCAGGGAGUUGAUCUCAAACGCCUCUGAUGCUCUGGACAAAAUUCGCUAUGAAAGUUUGACUGACCCCUCCAAGCUAGACAGCGGCAAAGAUCUGAAAAUUGACAUCAUCCCCAACAAAGCUGACCGCACCUUGACCUUGAUCGACACCGGAAUUGGCAUGACCAAAGCUGACCUGAUCAACAACUUGGGCACCAUUGCCAAGUCUGGCACAAAGGCCUUCAUGGAAGCCCUGCAGGCUGGUGCUGACAUCUCCAUGAUUGGUCAGUUCGGUGUGGGUUUCUACUCUGCCUACCUCGUUGCUGAGAAAGUGGUUGUUAUCACCAAGCACAACGAUGAUGAGCAGUACGCCUGGGAGUCCUCUGCUGGAGGCUCCUUCACAGUCAAGGUUGACAGUGGUGAGCCUAUGGGCCGUGGAACAAAGAUCAUUUUGUACCUGAAGGAGGACCAGACUGAGUAUGUUGAGGACAAGAGAGUGAAGGAGAUUGUCAAAAAACACUCUCAGUUCAUUGGCUAUCCCAUCACCCUGUUUGUGGAGAAGGAACGUGACAAGGAGAUCAGCGACGACGAGGCAGAGGAGGAAAAAGCCGAAGAGGAGAAGAAGGAAGAGGAUGGCGAGGACAAACCCAAGAUUGAGGAUGUAGGAUCAGAUGAUGAGGAGGACUCCAAAGACAAGGACAAGAAGAAGAAAAAGAAGAUCAAGGAGAAGUACAUCGAUCAGGAAGAGCUGAACAAAACCAAGCCCAUCUGGACCAGGAACCCUGAUGACAUCACAAAUGAGGAAUAUGGCGAGUUUUACAAAAGUCUGACCAACGACUGGGAAGAUCACUUGGCUGUCAAACACUUCUCAGUUGAAGGCCAGCUGGAGUUCAGGGCCCUGCUGUUUAUUCCUCGUCGUGCACCUUUUGAUCUGUUUGAGAACAAGAAAAAGAAGAACAACAUCAAGCUGUACGUCAGGAGAGUCUUCAUCAUGGACAACUGCGAGGAGCUCAUCCCAGAGUACCUGAACUUCAUCCGUGGUGUUGUGGAUUCAGAAGACCUGCCCCUGAACAUCUCCAGAGAGAUGCUGCAGCAGAGCAAGAUCCUGAAGGUCAUCCGCAAAAACAUUGUCAAGAAGUGUUUGGAGCUGUUUGCAGAAUUGGCUGAGGAUAAAGAGAACUACAAGAAGUUCUACGAGGCUUUCUCAAAGAACUUGAAGCUGGGCAUCCAUGAAGACUCUCAAAACCGUAAGAAGCUGUCUGAACUGCUGCGCUACCACAGCUCCCAGUCUGGAGACGAGACAACCUCUCUGACAGAGUACCUGACCCGCAUGAAGGAAAACCAGAAGUCCAUCUACUAUAUUACUGGUGAGAGCAAGGACCAGGUGGCCAAUUCUGCCUUUGUUGAGCGUGUCCGCAAGCGUGGCUUCGAAGUUCUGUACAUGACCGAACCAAUCGAUGAGUACUGCAUCCAGCAGUUGAAGGAGUUUGAUGGCAAGACCUUGGUCUCUGUCACCAAAGAGGGCCUGGAGCUGCCAGAAGAUGAGGAGGAGAAGAAAAAAAUGGAGGAGGACAAGGCCAAAUACGAAAACCUCUGCAAGCUCAUGAAGGAGAUCCUUGACAAGAAAGUAGAAAAGGUGACCGUGUCCAACAGACUGGUGUCCUCUCCCUGCUGUAUUGUGACCAGCACUUACGGCUGGACAGCCAACAUGGAGAGGAUCAUGAAGGCCCAGGCGCUCAGGGACAACUCAACCAUGGGUUACAUGAUGGCCAAGAAGCACCUGGAGAUCAACCCUGAUCACCCGAUCAUGGAGACACUAAGGCAGAAGGCUGAAGCUGAUAAGAACGACAAAGCUGUGAAGGACCUUGUUGUCCUGCUGUUUGAAACGGCUCUGCUGUCCUCAGGCUUCUCCCUCGACGAUCCACAGACCCACUCCAACCGCAUCUACAGAAUGAUCAAGCUCGGCUUGGGCAUCGACGACGAUGACGUUCCAACAGAAGAGACGACUUCGACGUCCGUCCCAGAGGAGAUGCCCCCUCUGGAGGGCGAUGAUGAUGCUUCACGCAUGGAAGAAGUUGAUUAAACUCACCUCCCCUGACUUUAAACACUUUACUCAUCUUCCGGUAGUUAAUUCUUUUAAAAGUGCAGUAACUGUAAAUCAUUCCCGUGGUGCAGAGGACCAGUGUUUGGUACUGGAGCCUUGCGCUGCUAGACCGUUUGAGAAUUUUUUUUAUUUUUUUUUCUUUGCUGUGAAAGUUCAAGGUGACAUUCUUUAUUUUUUAAGUACUGUGGCUCCAACUUUAAUGUUUGUGUUAAAUGUCUGAAUACUGGACUGUUUGAUUCCAUUGUCUGUUGACGUCCAGGGGGUUUGGGGGGAAAUUCAGUUCAUGUGCAAUGCUGCAUGGAGAGAGGACUGUUCAAUUCUUUUGCCUGAGUUCAGGCUGGCCUGUAUUACAAGUCUUGUUUUUGCAAAGAAAAUAAACAUGUAAUACCUUG
Messenger RNA from Nematolebias whitei (Rio pearlfish), 2656 nucleotides. It is a transcript of the gene hsp90ab1, whose product is annotated as heat shock protein 90, alpha (cytosolic), class B member 1. Gene Ontology annotation, molecular function: ATP hydrolysis activity; disordered domain specific binding; ATP binding. NCBI's taxonomy places the organism in Eukaryota, Metazoa, Chordata, Actinopteri, Cyprinodontiformes, Rivulidae. Gene Ontology annotation, cellular component: plasma membrane; protein-containing complex; cytosol. Bases 69 to 2243 code for a protein of 724 amino acids. Gene Ontology annotation, biological process: cellular response to heat; protein stabilization; protein folding. The record is from RefSeq and is a predicted model, not a curated record. The transcript is spliced from 12 exons.